This is a messenger RNA of Chironomus riparius, 692 nucleotides long. NCBI's taxonomy places the organism in Eukaryota, Metazoa, Arthropoda, Insecta, Diptera, Chironomidae. The record is from the annotation of a GenBank genome assembly.
GUUUCAACGGAAAUUUCAGUUGUAAAAGUGAAGUGAACUCUAUCAGACGUGAUUUUUUAAUUCAAUAAAGUUUAAACUACAAAAAUGAAGCACGAAAAUCAGUUCUUUCUGUUCUUAAAGGAUGUUGAAUCAGCAGAGUCAUAUCUGGGAUCAAAUAAAGGAUAUCCAUUUUAUUAUCGUCAAUUAAAAACAGUUGAGCAUAAAACAGCCAUAAAAAUAGUUUACAAGAGCGUGAUGAAUGAUGAAACUUGUACGGAAGAUCAAAAAAUAAGAGUGUGGAAAUUGCAUCGCGACUUGAAUGGAUUACUCGUCGAAAUUCAGUCUGAAGGCAACCCAGUCAAUAAAAAGCGACAUGCUGAGAGUGAAGCUGACUUUAUUCCACCGAAAAAGCACAUCAUUAGUUGUCAUCAAGCUUCCAAUCUAGUCCCUGUUCAAAAUCCAGGCCUUAAACCUUUAUAUCAGACCUCGUCAAUACUUCACCCACAAAAUUGUGAGCAGCAAUUAUCUAAACAAAUUCCAUAUCCAUUUAAUUUAGCAAUUAGGAAUUCAAGCCUCAAAUUCUUCAAUCCUUCAUCGCAUUCAACGCCAAAAAACACAUAAUUAAUUGACUAAUUGAAUAGUUGAACUGAAAUAUAUAUAUUUAAAAAUUCUAAGUACGUCCACAAAUAUUUAAAAUGUUAGGAAAAUUAGCC